This is a messenger RNA of Sorex fumeus (smoky shrew), 3593 nucleotides long. It is a transcript of the gene TRIM63, whose product is annotated as tripartite motif containing 63. Gene Ontology annotation, molecular function: zinc ion binding. NCBI's taxonomy places the organism in Eukaryota, Metazoa, Chordata, Mammalia, Eulipotyphla, Soricidae. The transcript is spliced from 9 exons. The coding region runs from base 107 to 1168 and encodes 353 amino acids. The record is from RefSeq and is a predicted model, not a curated record.
AGGGCAAAGAGGCUCCAGGCGGGAGUUUUGUGACAAAGGCGAGACCCCCGAGUCUCUUAGAGUCGUGAAGGAGGCAGCCAGCUGGGCUCCUGUGCGUUCCACCCAGAUGGAUUAUAAAUCCAGCCUGAUCCAGGAUGGGAACCCCAUGGAGAACCUGGAAAAGCAGCUGAUCUGUCCCAUCUGCCUGGAGAUGUUCACCAAGCCUGUGGUCAUCCUGCCCUGCCAGCACAAUCUCUGCCGGAAGUGUGCCAAUGAUAUCUUCCAGGCUGCGAAUCCCUACUGGACCAACCGGGGUGGCUCGGUGUCCAUGUCUGGAGGCCGCUUCCGCUGUCCCUCCUGCCGCCACGAGGUGAUCAUGGACCGUCACGGGGUGUACGGGCUGCAACGGAAUUUGCUGGUGGAGAACAUCAUCGACAUCUACAAGCAGGAGUGCUCCGGCCGGCCCCUGCAGAAGGGCAGCCACCCUAUGUGCAAGGAGCACGAAGACGAAAAGAUCAACAUCUACUGUCUCACGUGCGAGGUGCCCACGUGCUCCAUGUGCAAGGUGUUCGGGGCACACCAGGCCUGUGAAGUGGCCCCGCUGCAGAGCGUCUUUCAGGGACAGAAGACAGAGCUGAGUAACUGUAUCUCCAUGCUGGUGGCGGGGAACGACCGUGUGCAGACCAUCAUCACCCAGCUGGAAGACUCCUGUCGAGUGACCAAGGAGAACAGCCACCAGGUGAAGGAAGAGUUGAGUCGGAAGUUUGAUGCCCUGUAUGCCAUCCUGGAUGAGAAGAAAAGUGAGUUGCUACAGCAGAUCACACAGGAGCAGGAGGAGAAGCUCAGCUUCAUUGAGGCCCUCAUCCAGCAGUACCGGGAGCAGCUGGAGAAGUCCACCAAGCUGGUGGAGACUGCCAUCCAGUCCCUAGAUGAGCCAGGAGGAGCCAUCUUUCUCUUGAGUGCCAAGCAGCUCAUCAAAAGCAUUGUGGAGGCUUCCAAGGGUUGCCAACUGGGCAAGACAGAGCAGGGUUUUGAGAACAUGGAUUACUUUACCGUGGACUUAGAGCACAUAGCAGACACCCUGAGGGCCAUCGACUUUGGAACAGAUGAGGAAGAGGAAGAGUUCAUUGAAGAAGAGGAUCAGGAAGAGGAAGAGCCCAUGGAGGGGAAGGACGAAGGCCACCAGUAAGAAGCUGAAUGAGGGAGAGACCCUCUAGAUGCAGAGACCGGGGAGGGUGGGGACGGACCCAGGGUGGGAGGGUUGGGGCCCCUGGUGGGGUACCGGGAAGUUGUGUUUCCUCUUUGCUCCGAGAGCAGGGACUAGAUGUAGGACUCCCACUACUGUGUCAGUCUGGCAGCCGCCAAACCAGAAUUGAAAAUGUGCUGGAAACAACCACACACAGAACACUUUUCUACAUUGGUGCAAAAUGAAGUAUUUUGUACAUUUUUUAAAUGUGAUUUUUGUAUAUACCUGUAUAUGAAUGCCAAUUUGGUGCUUUUUGUAAAGGAACUUUUGUAUGAUAAAGCCUGGUUGUUGUAUGAGGGCAAUAGAAGAGAAAAAAGGCAGGAGGACAGAGUACUGUUUCCUCUCGGUGCAGGACUGUGGACGGGCCUGGCAAGGGCUUCUGUACUGUACCUCAGUGUUUGGCCCAGACAAAUGGGUAACUCAGUUUGUGUUACAUGUUGUUUUAAUAAAUGCACAGCACUCUACCAAUUACUACCAAAGGAGCUGGAGUUUCCUUCAGUCUUCAUUUUUUUUUUUUUGGCUUUUUGGGGUCACACCCAGCAAUGCUCAGGGGUUACUCCUGGCUCUGCACUCAGGAAUUACUCCUGGCGGUGCUCGGGGGACCAUAUGGGUUGCUGGGAAUCGAACCUGGGUCAGCCGCGUGCAAGGCAAACACCCUACUUGCUGUGCUAUUGCUCCAGUCCCGUUCAGUCUUUUUUUUUCUCUCUUGAGAGGAGAAUUCAGAGCAAUAGGAAAUUUGCAGCUGGAAGGAUGUGCUCUUACGAAGGUGAGACUGCAUCCCACCAAAGAGCCCUUUAACCUAGCACUUCCCGGGGACAUCUCCAUGGAAAGCUGGCGUGAGAGGAUCCCAGGAAACAGGCUCAAUGCCCUGUUCUCUGAUUCUCCAGAAAACAGAGCCCUAGGCAAAGUAUACAUGAUUUAGUGCCAGGGCAGCGAGUCUAAAGGAAAAUGAAAGUAAGAAAGGGAAAGAGGGAAGAAAAUACAGGGUCAUCUUCCUAAGCUGGCCACAGCUUUAGCAAGAGACCUGGACCCGGUUGCAUGCUCAGUGGGUGGUGGGAAUUAUUUCCGGAAGCUUACCAGAGAGCAGCAGGACUCCAAGCAGGUUGUGGAAGGAAGGGCAGAGAGUGGGGGUCUGUGGAUUCCCUUCAUCUCCUGUGUCUAACUUAAGUGGCCUCCUAGAAUAUGUUCAUUCCCCUUCAGAUCACAUCCAGGUUAGCCCUCGGGAAGCGAGGUGCUGCCCAUCAGGAGUUGGGCUUCAAUGAAUUUGCAGCUGGUGGAGUUACAGAACCUCAGUCCAGCUGGGUUGGACAUGGGUGCUGAAGUUUCAGCUGCCCCCACAUCAGUGGGCACUGGGGAAAGCUCUGCUGGAUUCCAUACUUAGACACAAGGAAAGGUAAAUUUGUCACGAGAUAGAGAUAAAGCUAUGACCAAGGCCGAAUAGUGUCCAGGCUCUCUAUGAACAAGGGCCAAGAUGUGGAAAGAGUGAAGAAGCGGAAGGAAUUAGAGGCAGGGCAUUAAGUGGGCCUGACGUCCUGCAGACCUGCACAUUUGCCUCCUCCAUAUUUAGAAGAUUGUAGCAAGAUAAGCGCUUCAGAAAGCUCUUCGGCUUUAGCUAAUGACUAGGCCAUCAAGUUCCUGGUGUUUGGGAUACAGCUUGAUCUUCAAGUCUCUAGUGUUCUUGGAUUGAGCAUUUAACCCAGCACCUCUCCGUUUACUCACUCACAGACAUUCUCCAGAACCAGUGUUCUGCGGACCUCGCAAAAAUGAAAAUGCUUUAAACCCUCAUAUCUUUGCUUAUUUUCUCUUCUGGGAGUUUUUCCAAGGUUAACUCUGUCCCUAACUUUGAAUUUCAGGGAAUCAGAUUUUACACUAAUUUCUAAUCUGCACUCAAGAACUGAAGGUGUUUUAUUUGGGGGGGGGGGAGGGUUGAGGGUUGGGGGGGGGUUAGGGUGGAAUGGGUGAAUGAGAAGCACACCCAGCUGUCCUUAGAGCUUACUCCUGGAUCUGUGUUCAGGGAUCACUCUUAGUGUGAAGGGAAGUUUGCUUCCAGUGCAAAGGGAAGCCUGAUUUCCUCUGAAGGAGGUCUGGUUCCUGUUCUUUCUGCUCUUUACCACGGUCAGGGGAAGCCUGAAUCCCGGUCCUGCUUUUACCAAAUAUAUGUACUGUGUUACCCUAAUGUAUUUGUGUAAUACAUUGUUCACUUUGUCAUGUGUAACCCUUACCUGUACUCUCUGCUCUCCAGCUGCAAAUGCAGAUCCCUACAUAAUAAGUGUAUAAAUCUUGGCUGGCGCUCAGUCUUUGGAGGCAACUCAGCUGGGCCUACACCUGUGCUGAAUAAACUGUGUUUUUCGUUUUUUUUUUCCUCGUU